AUGGCUGUGGACACGGAAACCACGCCGCUGCUGGCCCAGAAACAGCCGCACGACCAAGACAAACGCGAGAAAAAAUGGGUCGAGGCCAAGAUACUGUUGAUGGGCUUCAUCAUGAGUCUGUCGCUGUCCUUCACCCAGGUGCCCAUGCUCUACGCCUUCCGCCUCAUGACAUGCGACGAGUUUUACAAAACCCAUGAGAUCCCGCCGCCCGGCCAUGACCGCUGUGCAGUCCACGAAAUCGAGGCCGAAACCGCUCGUCAGGUCACGCUAGUCGGCACGUCGACCACCAUCGUUGGCGUCAUGAACCUGCUGCUCAGCGGCUACAUGAUCAAAAAACUCGGCCCCCGAUUCGCCAUGGUCCAGCAGACCUUCUUCCCCGUGAUUCGGUUGAUGUGCCAAAACGUCGGAGUCAUGGUCGGCGGCAUGACCGGCAUCAUCAUCAUCCAGUCCACCCAGCUCAUCUGCCUCUUCGGCGGCCCUGCUGGCUACAUGCUCGUCCUCAACACCUUCAUCUCCGAAGUCGUGUCUCCCGCCCAGCGCACCGCAGUCUUCGGCAAGCUCCAAGGCAUCAUCAUGUUCGGCACCGCCCUGGGCUACCUCCUCGGCGGCGUCUUCGGCGACCUGUUCGGCAUCCAAGCACCGUGGGAGAUCGCCAUGUGCUCCAUGGCCUUUGCCACCCUCUACGCCUACUUCUUCCUGCCCUACGUGCCGCCGCCGAAGCAGGACGAAGAGUCGGAGAAGAAGCAGGGCCUGUCGCGCUUCCUGGGGCCGGCCAAGAUGCUCGCCCCGCAGAGGUGGCGCCUCCCCGACGGCCGCAUCAAGCGCCACUUUGGCGUCCCGCUGCUGUUCGGCGGCAUCUUCACCGGCGUGCUGGCCACGGGCUACAUCCCCACCCUCAUCCAGAUGUUUUCGACCAUCAAGUUCGGCUUCGGGACCAAGGAGAACGGCGUCCUGAUGUCCUACUACUGCGUCAUCCGCGGCACCUUCCUCACCUUCGCCUUCCCCCACAUCAUCGACCACGGCCGCAAGUGGUUCGCCACCUCCACCCUCUUCAACCCCCACGCCUCAUGCACCAGUACGUCCCCAGCGGCGGUACUCCCACCCGCCCCAUCCCCCCACUCCGCCCACCUCGCACCCCCCACCACCACCACCGCCACCACCCCGACAUCCAAACGCUCCCGCCGCGUCUCCGCCGCCCAAGACAUGGAAGCCGCCAUAUCCACCUGCCUCGAAGACUCGGCCGACCCCUCGACCGCCAUCCUCGACCCGACACCGACGUCGACGACCGGCCCCGCAUCGCAACAGCAUUCGAGCAGCGCCUUCGACCUCUUCUUCCUCAAAUGGAGCCUCGCGGCCGACGGGGUCCUGACGGGCCUGGCGGCGCUGUGCGCGCAGUCGUGGCACGUCUUCGCGGUGGCGACGCUGCUGCCGCUGGCGUCGGGCAGCGCGUCGGCGGCCAAGAGCGUCAUGAUCGACAUGUGUCCGGCGGCGCAAAAGGCCGACGCGCUGGGGGCGAUUAGCUUGGUGGAGAUGGUGGCGACGCUGUCGACGU
Molecule: messenger RNA, 1552 nt
Organism: Diplodia corticola
Lineage: Eukaryota; Fungi; Ascomycota; Dothideomycetes; Botryosphaeriales; Botryosphaeriaceae
Product: major facilitator superfamily transporter
Exons: 7
Biological process (GO): transmembrane transport
Cellular component (GO): membrane
Molecular function (GO): transmembrane transporter activity
Source: RefSeq, a predicted model, not a curated record